Molecule: messenger RNA, 2474 nt
Organism: Paramacrobiotus metropolitanus
Lineage: Eukaryota; Metazoa; Tardigrada; Eutardigrada; Parachela; Macrobiotidae
Exons: 5
Coding region: 204-2234 (676 amino acids)
Biological process (GO): proteasome-mediated ubiquitin-dependent protein catabolic process; regulation of proteolysis
Cellular component (GO): cytoplasm
Molecular function (GO): ubiquitin protein ligase binding
Source: RefSeq, a predicted model, not a curated record
CCUGGUAAUUGACGUUCUCGUUAUCGAUUUCCUGCUUCCACAUUCCGUUCGCAGUACGCGUAGUCGCGUACUAAUUCAAUUGUCAGUUGUAACUCUGUUUUUUACCUGCUGAUCGAUCACUGCCACCACGCACUCUAACUCUGUUGACUAGUUGUCGCAGGGUUGUGCUUGCCGACUGCGGAACCCGUAUUGCCUCGAUAGUCAUGGCAUCCUGGGCCUAUCCCGUCCACCGACGCCAGCCGCUGUUAAGUCUGCAUUACAGAAUCCCGACGGAUGCCUUCACCUUGGCUGAUCUGCACUCCGAUGGUCUGGACUACACAGCGGACAUCCUGGUGGAUACUGGCGCUGGUUGUCUGCAGAUGUCGGCCUCAGUGUGGACGGUCACACUGCGCAUUCGCGAGAAGGAGGAGGGUUAUGGUGGGUAUCGGGUCGGCAGCAUUACGGCGUCCGUUCAACCCAAGGCGCCAACGAAGACAACAGCGACAGCGGCACUGUCCGUGGAAUGCACCGUGCGGGCAGGAACCACCUCAGGAGCGGCAAAAUUUUGGGACAACAUGGUACAGGUCAACGCGGAAGGACCGCGCAGCUCGUCAUCUGAAACGAAUGAACUUAUGUCACUGGUGAUUGAUCAGGGUGCCGAUGAAAAUUACCAGUAUGUCUUGCGAAAGGGUCGUUUUGUCCAUGUCCAGUUAGUUUUUUACGAGGAUCCGCCGAACGGAGACGUAAGAGGCCGUCGUGCCGAUCUGAAAGGCUUACUGGAUUGCGGUACACUCAGCGAUUUUACUUUGGAGUGUCAAGGCCAAUCAUUUCGGGUGCACCGCGCCAUGCUGGCUGGACAGUCACCCUACUUCGCGGCCAUGUUUAACACGGAUAUGCAGGAGAAAACAACGGGGAUCUGUCACAUCACCGAAUUUCCUGCCGAUGUCGUGAAAGCGUUGGUCCAGUUUGUGUACACCCGCACGGUGGUGGCUGCGGGCGGCCGUUUGAUGGAUUUGUGGAAGGCCGGUGAUUUUUAUGACUUAGCGGAUCUGCGCACGGAAUGCCUGUGUUUGAUGCGGGAAACCGUCGCCCGGCUCGCUCCGGCUGAAGCGAUCCAGUAUUUUGAUUUUGCCCGUUCAUAUGAUCUGCAAACGCUGACAGCGGUUGUGGCGCGUGUAAUCGGCCGGGAAGUUUACCCAACUGGCGUGGUAGCGUUGAUUUCGCCGGUGAACAAGCGGAGCGUGCUGAAUUUGCUGUAUAAUUUCCCUACUGAGCGGUUUAUCCAGGAUGAUCGCGGUGCCGAUGGCGUGCAUUUCACGUGUGAGUUUAACGUGGAUGUUGGGUCGUUCGGCCGCUCCGAGAUCCCGUUUUCCGUAUGGAUUGUCCGCCUGAUUGUCACAACAGAAUGGUCAAGGUUUAACGACCGUUACAUAUAUAUCGAGGCUCAAGUUGUUCCAAAAGAGCCAGAAAAGCUGACCACAGCCGCUGCCGUGUCGGUCGAGUGCCGAGUUCGAGCCUGUGCUGAGCGACCAUGGGACAACAGCGUCCACAUUGAUUCAACCGGAUGUAACACCAUGGCCAAUUGGCAUGAGCCCAAAGAUGAUGAAAUCACCACUCUCCGUGAGCUUGUGGAUUACGAGGGUUUGCCCGAUGAAAGUGGUAGUAUGUAUGUUUUGCAGAAGGACUGCAGUGUGUUUGUCGAACUGACCUUCCACUUCGACCGGUCACCCGGCGACGCAGCGGUCAACCGGACCGAUUUGCAACGGUUAUUGGAUACCCAGACGUUUUCGGACGUCGUUUUGCGGUGCGAUGCUCAGGAGUUUCCCGUCCAUCGGGCCCUUCUGGCUGGCCAAUCUCCCGUCUUUGCUGGUAUAUUUCGGACUAUGACAGAGCAAUUAAACAUUUGCGAAAUCGAUGAUGUCGGUCUGGAAGCUUUGAAAGCGCUGAUUCAUUUUGUGUACACACGCGCGGAUGUGGAAGCGGGUAGCGGUGUCAGGGAACUGUAUGAGGCCGCUGACCGGUACGACAUGGCGGAACUGCGUGCCGAGUGUCUGCGCGUCAUGCUGCAGAUGGUGGCGAGGAUGUCGCCGGACGAUGCGGUGGAGUAUUUUGAUUUUGCGCGGGAACAUGGUCUGCAGAAACUGCUGGCGGCUGCCGCGUGGGCCAUCGCUCGGGAUGCGGAGAAUGACAUCGCCAUGGGCAUGGACGCGCCAAACAGUGACAGCUUGGAGACGGACUCUGAAAUGGAGUAUUAAUCGGCAGACCCGAUGUAGAGCUUCGAUUUUCUAUUGGUGUUUUUUGUUUAAUUUUUGCCUUCCUUGUUUAUUUAUUCAACCGGAGUGACAGAUUUUUAUGGUCAGCGGUGGUAAUGUUUAUUUAGGUUUUUGGGGAAUCUUCUGUGCAGCGGCGUGUAUUUUCCAGUGCGGUACAUUCAUGAAUAGACUGAAAGUUUAUCAACGGUUAAUCAUUGUUAAUUUAAUUUUAUUAAAAACGGU